Aspergillus terreus NIH2624 is the source of this 1998-nucleotide messenger RNA. RefSeq lists its product as uncharacterized. Gene Ontology annotation, biological process: silent mating-type cassette heterochromatin formation. The transcript has 3 exons. Gene Ontology annotation, cellular component: SHREC complex; rDNA heterochromatin. Bases 1 to 1998 code for a protein of 665 amino acids. The record is from RefSeq and is a predicted model, not a curated record. Lineage: Eukaryota; Fungi; Ascomycota; Eurotiomycetes; Eurotiales; Aspergillaceae.
AUGUCUCUCCCACAACCGUCCCUGUCGCCGGAGGAAGACGACGACGUGAUCGUUGUCCCGAUAAAUCGCUCCUUCAGCGAUGGAGACCCAAGCACCUGGCCAAGAGGCGAAAAGUAUGGGAGACCAGAUGACCAUUUCUACCGCACGAAACUCGCCGAAUUAUGGCUGCAGAAGACUGGGGCAUACGAACCAGAUUUGUCUGGGGCCACCCCAUCGGCCAACGGCAUCCCGGUCAAGCGCAUCGGACGGCCACCAGGCAGACCGUCCACGGGAAGACCAGUCGGACGGCCACCAGGGAGACCAUCCAUGGGAAGGCCAGUCGGCCGACCACCCACCCAGAACGUCGCCCGACCCGUUGGUCGACGACCAGGACGCCCACCGGGACGGCCGGCCGGCGCGACCUCAUCGGCGCGCGUCAUCACCGACAGCGAGGGCACGCCGGACGUCUUCAAAAUGGCGACCCUCAGGCUAAAAGCACGCGGGACGCUAGACGAGCCUAUCACAGAACCGGAAAGCAUGGACUGGCGUGCAGAGCGCUCGGGGCUCGAGGAGACGCUCGAGCGGACGGGCCUGCAGCCGGCGUUCAUCCCGCGGGCGGGCGAAAUCGUGCUCUACACGCUGUCGUUUGACGGCGAACUUCUCUGGAACGCGGAACGCAGCUGCGUGGAGGUCUUCAAUCCCGCGCAGAACCAAUGGCUCGGACGCCCGGAAUGGCGCGCCGGCGUGGUCGGGCAGAUCCCCGUCGAGGAGACGGUCCUGCAGGAUAUCGUCGACACGGCACCUAAAGCCGCACCCGUCAACUACUCCGGGUUCCGCGUCGAGACGCUGCCGGACCCCAACGCCUCGGACAAGAGCUACUCGCUGCAGUACCACUACCUGUACCUCAAAUGCAUCAAACCGUUCAACGCGUACGAAUACUUCCUGCAGGGCGUCGCGCGCGCCGACCUCCACCCGUCCAUCGAAUAUGCCCUCACCUUGUCGUCGUCGUUCAGUCUGCUCGGGAAGCACCGCUUCAAGGGCACAUGGCCCAACGCGUCCAUCCACUGCCGCGGCAUCUUCAUCGGCGCCGAGCUCCUCCUCGUCGGGGACGCCGUGCGGCUCAAGCCCACAUUCGACUAUCCCGAGGAGCGGUCGUACUGCGCCGUGAUGGACGUGAUGGUCAUCGACGAGGUCUGGCUGGAGCUGGUCCACUGUAAUGACGACCCUAAGGCCGCGCAGCUGGCAGAGCAGUACCGGGUGCGCAUCGCAGGGAAGAUCUACACGAACAACUACAAGCGCGCGCGGUCGGUCCUAGGCAUGGGGGCGGGCCUGCCCGAUCCACUCGGCGCAGACGAAGUCGUGGACGUAUUUCAGUCGAUUGGGAUGAGCGGGUACGGCGACUGGUACCGCAUGUGGUCGGGGCAGACGGUGGAGGUGUCGCAGGACAUGGUGGUGGGCCGAUGCUACGAGCCGGAGGCGAUGCAGCUGCUCUUCGGGUCGCGCCAUCUCGGGCUGGACCUGGCGGGCGUGCUGAAGGGGCGGGCAUACUCGCGGCAGGCGGACGCGCGGAUCGCCGAGGGCAAGGACUGGUUCUGGGGCGACUUCCGCACGCAGACGCUGGCGAUCGAUACGCUCAACGGCGAGGACGUCGGCCACUACAGCGAGACGCGCGACGUGAAGAUGUGGCGGGCCAACCUGCGCGUCAUCGACGGCACGGCCAACCCGGCCGAUGUGCGCGCCGCUAAGAUCCGCGGCGAGAUUGGGCGGCCGUCCAAGGCACGCUCGGGCUUCAGCGGCGUCGGCAAGAUCAGCAAGCUCGUCAGCACGGGGCUGGGCGCCGCCGACGCCAGCAACCCCGUGAGCUCGGAGGAGGGGGCGUCGGGCGGAAACGAUUCCUCGUCCGAGGUCGACGAGGAGGUGUACGUUGCGCGUAUCGACCAGCUCCGCGGAGGAACCGAAGAGACCGAGGAAGGCGACUACACUCCGGAGGCGCAGGACGGCAAACAAGGGCCUUAUUGA